AUGCGCAUCUCGCGUCGAAAAAAUGGCGUCUGGCGAUCAGGCUGUUUCUUUGAGAAGACUGAAAAAGGAGUACCAAAAAUUGAGUAAGAGCCCGCCUGCCGGCGUGGCCGUCAGUUUGCCGUCUGAUACUGAUAUGUACGUCUGGGAAGCCCUUUUGAACGGACCUGAUGAUUCCGUCUACAAGGGUGGAGUUUUCAAAGCAAGAGUAUGUGUUCCUGUGAAUUAUCCAGUCAAGCCACCUGAGGUACACUUUGUUGCUCCGUUUCCCUACCACCUGAAUGUGAGUCAGAGCUCGGGGCAAGUGUGUCUGGGUCUGCUGGGAGUCGACAAGUGGGAGCCAUCCUACAUGGGAAUGGAGCACAUCCUCCAGGCCCUGGUGGCUAUCCUCAUCCGCCCUGAGCCUUCCAGUGCUAUGGACCACGAGCUCCUCAACAACUACCACAACUUCUCCUAUAGGUACAGCGUUGAGGCUCAGAAGAGUGCAUCGAAUGCUGCCAAGACUUUCAAGAAGUAAUCUUUUGAACCUCUGCUGUUAGUGUGUCCAAUUUUCAUUGUAUCCAUAUACAUAAUUAUUUUACUACACGACAAUAGAUUGAUGAUCAUGAAGGUAUAAUAAAAUAAACAAAGAACGGACGUACAAGCACACACCGCAAAAAAAAACAAGGAGAAUCAACAACAUUUACUCUUCUGAGGUGUUUGUUGCUGCGGUUUCCAAGGGACGACACCUGUGAUUCUCCUCCCCGUGUGCUGGUAGGAAUCUCCAGCAAUGGAGGCCAGCUGUCCGGUAGUCUCUGGUUCUGCAGCCAGAUCGACGUAGUCCUCCGGGAGUCCGUCAACCUUCAGUGACGACAGCUCCAUUAUCUUGCACACCAGCAGGUUCAUUGCCUCCUCUGAUAGCAUUUGAUACGAGGUUUAUGAUGCAUGACUAAUGUUAUAGUGAUCGUUCUAGAAUAAUGAGGCCUAUACUCUUGAGUAGGUAGUGGGAGUCUAUAACAUGUCCUCAUGAAAUGGGAUGUCCUGCAGUCAAUUUAUGAGAGGCUUUGGAAUGUCAAGCUUUGAUGUUGCGUGUUCAUUUGGCUAAUCGCCACAAAAUAUCUUAAAGGGUGCAACAGUUC
This is a messenger RNA of Geodia barretti, 1115 nucleotides long. Lineage: Eukaryota; Metazoa; Porifera; Demospongiae; Tetractinellida; Geodiidae. The record is from the annotation of a GenBank genome assembly.